This is a messenger RNA of Musca vetustissima, 909 nucleotides long. RefSeq names its product putative gustatory receptor 59e (gene Gr59e). Gene Ontology annotation, cellular component: membrane; neuronal cell body; axon. NCBI's taxonomy places the organism in Eukaryota, Metazoa, Arthropoda, Insecta, Diptera, Muscidae. The record is from RefSeq and is a predicted model, not a curated record. The coding region runs from base 1 to 909 and encodes 302 amino acids. Gene Ontology annotation, biological process: sensory perception of taste. The transcript has 3 exons.
AUGGGUGAUGACAUUUCUAUGGCAAAUAUUCAUUUACGCCUCAAGCGGGAAGUGCAACUGCUAAGUGUGGCCCUAAGUGUUUUUCAAAUCGCCUGCAUUAUCAUCAAUGCCUUCUACAGGCCAACAAUUGGUUGGCGUGUCAUACGACCCCUGGUGGCCUAUAAUUUACCCAAUAUUUUAAUUAGUCUAAAUUUAUGCCUCUAUUGGUUGGUGCUGCGUCUCAUUGCCCAUCUCAUGCAAUCGAUUAAUGAUAUUUUGGAAAUGUUGCCACAGGUUGCAGGAAAUUCCGGGAAGAAUUUGGUAAUAGUCAAUCCAACAUCCUUGUGGUUCUACAAGGAAUUCUAUAGCAGUAAAGGCUAUCCAAAGUCAAGGCAAUUUAAUGCACAUGAGGUAUUUAUCGAGGUUCAAGGCAUCCAUUCGGAUUUGUCGGAUGUCCUCAGCGAUACUGUGGAUAUUUUUCGUUAUAUUUUGGUAUUGAAUUUUUUGGCAUCUUUUGUCGUCUUGACAAUUGAAUUGUUUACGUUAUACACUUAUUUUGAUGAUCCUGCGCUGAAUGAAUUGACACUGGUCAUAUUCAAGUGUGUAUGGUUGAUUUUGCACAGUAGUCGAAUAUUUUUUGUGCUGCUGACACAUAAUGCCAUCACCAGGAAGAAAUGUCAAAUGCUAUAUAUUCUCAAUGCUAUGCCGGUGGAUAUAUUCGAAUCGGAAAAUGAUAUUAAUAAAUUUUUGCUGCAAAUUAUGGUACGGAAACAUACCGAGUCGGCUUGCGGAAUUGUCGAUUUGGAUUUAAUGUUUGUAUUGGGGAUCCUCAAUGCUUUGGCUAUAUACAUAAUAUUUCUCAUACAGAGCGAUUUGGGUAAUUCAUCGCUUAACGAUACGCUUUUUAAUACAACUGUGAAUUAUAUGUAA